AUGGCAAACUUGGCACUGACGGACGCAGCAUUAUCGCAACAAGUCCAAGCUUAUUUAGCCAGCACCACCGUGACGGACCACAAUCCCGCCAUUUUCUUCGACUGGAAUGCUCAAGCCCUGGACGAGUUCGUUCAGGCUGCCAAUGCACAACUCGACGGACACCCGCAGUGGUUCUCCGAGCCACGAGGCAGUAUCUCCCCCGACUCGGUCAUGCGGGACAUCAUCACGUACUUAGCACAGCUCGGGGGCGGUCAAUGUGGCCACGUGCUCCUCGCACCCAACUCGCUCAUCCAGUAUGGCCACUUGCAAGAGCGACUUCAGUAUAUGCAGUACGACGAGUUCAUGCAAAAGUGCAUGGCCACCGUGACGCCCGGUAGGACACUCGCGCGCACUUUUGCACUCACGGUGCCAUCAACGGACAGUGCAGUCCCGACGCAAUGCCUUCCACCCCCACCUCCUGUCCGACAGCUAUUCGAGUAA
Molecule: messenger RNA, 480 nt
Organism: Peronospora matthiolae
Lineage: Eukaryota; Oomycota; Peronosporomycetes; Peronosporales; Peronosporaceae
Source: the annotation of a GenBank genome assembly